CUGCUGGAUAGAUAUCGUUGCCUAUUACAUUACCACACAGAAGACAUUUUGCAUCAUGUCUGGAAUGAAGAUUACAAGCUUCAGCGUCCAUGAUAUCCGUUUCCCCACCAACGUCACUGGAGAUGGAACGGAUGCCAUGAACAAGGAAUGCGACUACAGUGCAGCCUAUAUCGUCAUUAAGACGUCUGGAGAGCUCCAAGGUCAAGGAAUGACAUUCACCAUUGGUAGAGGAAAUGAAAUCUGCUGUUUCGCCAUUGAGCAAGUCGCAAAGCGCAUAGUCGGGAUGGAUGUAGAGACCAUUUUUGGCGAUAUGGGCGCGUUCUUCGAAUUCCUGACGAUGGACCCUCAACACCGAUGGCUUGGCCCUGAGAAGGGAGUUAUUGCACUCGCCACUGCUGCUGUCAGUAAUGCCAUUUGGGAUAUGAUGGCAAAGUCGAGGAAAAAGCCAUUGUGGAAGUUGAUCUGUGACUUUACACCUGAAGAAUUUGUCAAGUGUUGUGCUUGGAAAUACAUCUCGGACGCCAUUACUAAAGAAGAGGCUUUGGAGUUGCUCAGAGCGAAAGAGUCCGGAAAGAAGGCUAGGGAGGAAGAGGUCAUCAAGAGGGGAUAUCCUGCUUACACAACUUCCGCUGGAUGGCUCGGAUACAGUGACGAAAAAGUCAAACGAUUGGUACUGGAAGGUUUGGCUGAAGGGUUCAACCACUUCAAGCUCAAGGUCGGUGCUGAUCCCGAGGACGAUCUUCGACGAGGUCUCCUUAUCCGAUCAUUGAUCGAUGACCCGGCCAACCGACCCAAAGACAAGGUCAUUGAUCCCAAGACAAUUGCCGGAAAGAACGCCUCGGCAACGGGAUGUGUCUUGAUGGUCGAUGCGAAUCAGGUCUGGGAUGUCCCUCAGGCUAUCGAGUACAUGAAGAAGCUGGAACCUAUCAAGCCUUGGUUCAUUGAAGAACCCACAGCGCCGGACGACUGUGUAGGACACGCCGCGAUCCGAAAAGCGCUCAAACCUUAUGGGAUCGGCGUGGCGACCGGAGAGCACAGUCAUAACCGAAUGAACUUUAAGCAGCUAUUGCAGCUCGACGCUAUUGAUGUGUGCCAGAUUGACAGUUGUCGAACAUCGGGAGUCAACGAGAUUCUUACAAUUCUGUUAAUGGCUGCCAAAUUUGGUGUCCCCGUUUGCCCACAUUCAGGUGGAGUUGGUUUGUGUGAAUACACAAUUCACCUGUCUCUGAUCGACUACAUUGCCGUAUCUGGAGAUAUGGACCGCAACGUCCUUGAAUUCGUCGACCACUUGCACGAGAAUUUCCUUUACCCAUGUUCCAUCAACGCGGAUGGGCGAUACAACGUCCCACUGAACCCUAACGAAGGGUACAGUAUCGAAAUGUACCCUAAGAGCAUGGAGGAAUUUGCAUUCCCCAAUGGUGCUUAUUGGGUCAAAGCUGCCCGGGGAGGCGCAGCGACAGAAGCUCAACAUCGAUUAGCGGGUCAAGCUGUGCACUAGGCUACUCGAACGACA
Molecule: messenger RNA, 1513 nt
Organism: Kockovaella imperatae
Lineage: Eukaryota; Fungi; Basidiomycota; Tremellomycetes; Tremellales; Cuniculitremaceae
Product: putative mandelate racemase/muconate lactonizing enzyme
Exons: 19
Coding region: 56-1498 (480 amino acids)
Biological process (GO): amino acid catabolic process; carbohydrate catabolic process
Molecular function (GO): hydro-lyase activity; magnesium ion binding
Source: RefSeq, a predicted model, not a curated record